Paramecium pentaurelia is the source of this 3094-nucleotide messenger RNA. The record is from the annotation of a GenBank genome assembly. NCBI's taxonomy places the organism in Eukaryota, Ciliophora, Oligohymenophorea, Peniculida, Parameciidae.
AUGUUUAAUAAUAAAUCCAAAAAGCCUUCGUUAUUGUAUGUUGAAUGUAAGUCAAGAGAUAUUUCAAGAAGAAAUUCAAGGAUUAGUGAUUUGCUUAAUGAUACUAUGAAUAAGGAAAAUUCAAAUUAUUAAUCCACCUUUAUUCCAAAUACUUAAAAAAAGAUUGAUAGAACUGUUGGAAGUUUAAAUAAGAUGUAUAAAUAAGCAAUUUAGGAUUAAUAAAUUUUGUAAGAGCAAGCAUCAAUGUUGAUGGAAGACUUGAAUGGGAAGUUAUUGUAAAGAGCCGAAUUAAUAGGUUAAGUGGAAGAAUUAGAGGAAUUAAUAGAAUUCCAUAAAAUAUAAAGCAAUUUUGAGUUUACUUUUGCAACUAAAAUAGAAUAGUUGGACCUACAAAUUUAAUAGUUAAAAAAAUCAUCAUCAUUUAAAUUAACAGGUAAUACAGCAGAUUUGAUACGGGAUAGAGAAUAAUAACAUAAAGUAUUAAAAGAGAAAAUCAAUUAAGAAACAAUACUUGCUAUGACAACUUAUAUGUAAUAAUGGGGUAAAGUAUUAUUUUCUAAAUAUAAGGUCAUUAAUUUGAGAAUAUUAAGAAUUAAUAUGGGAAUGAUGUGUAUCAAUAGGUUCUUAAAGAAUAAGAGCAAUAGAUUAAUCAAUUAAUCUCACAAUAAUAUAAUAAAAAAAUUUAAGGUAUAAUUUAGAUAAUAAGAAAUCAUGAGAAAUUAGAAAAAGCUAUUCAAUUAAAUAUUGAAUAUGUUGAUAAUUCAUUAAAUGAAGAUAUUUAUAUAAUAAAAUAAACAAUGAAUUAAAAGAAAUAAUAAGUUUAAAAUAUUAGAAAUAAUCUUUUAGAAGAAGAUUAAUCUAAAUUUCAAUUAUUAAAAAGAGUAGAAGUUCUUGAAUAAGAAAAUUAAUAAUUAGAAUAAUAAUUGAAUGAAAUUACUAUGAAAAAAGAUCUAUAUUAAUAAGAAAUCUUAAAUAAAUAAAAAACUGAAGAAAUAUAUAAUGAAAUAUUAACAGGUUUUGAUUGUUUAUCAUAAAUAGAUAAUGAUAAUGAAGAUCAGAAAAGUGAUAAUAGUAAUUCUUAACUUAAAAGUUGUACUAAUAUUUUAAGCAAUAUAAAUAAAUAAACAAAAAAAGUAUUAAGUAGUCACUUAAAUAAGGAUGAUUCCUUACACUUUAGUUAAUUACAAUAGUAUUUACAAAUAAACAGUAUAGAUGGAGAGAAUAAUUCUAAGUGUUCAUCAGCUUGUUAAUUAUCUGCUGAUGAUUCCUUAUUAUAACAUUUUAAUGAAUUAAAUUUAACAUUACUUUAAUCUGAAAAGUCUAAAAAUAAUUAAUGUAAUUUACCAUUGUAGUAAUAAUAAUAAUACUAUUAAUAUUAAUAAUAAUAUUAAUAAUAAUAAUAAUAAUAAUAAUAAUAAUAAUAAUAAUAAUAAUAAUAAUAAUAAUAAUAAUAAUAAUAAUAAUAAUAAUAAUAAUAAUAAUAAUAAUAAUAAUAAUAAUAAUAAUAAUAAUAAUAAUAAUAAUAAUAAUAAUAAUAAUAAUAAUAAUAAUAAUAAUAAUAAUAAUAAUAAUAAUAAUAAUAAUAAUAAUAAUAAUAAUAAUAAUAAUAAUAAUAAUAAUAAUAAUAAUAAUAAUAAUAAUAAUAAUAAUAAUAAUAAUAAUAAUAAUAAUAAUAAUAAUAAUAAUAAUAAUAAUAAUAAUAAUAAUAAUAAUAAUAAUAAUAAUAAUAAUAAUAAUAAUAAUAAUAAUAAUAAUAAUAAUAAUAAUAAUAAUAAUAAUAAUAAUAAUAAUAAUAAUAAUAAUAAUAAUAAUAAUAAUAAUAAUAAUAAUAAUAAUAAUAAUAAUAAUAAUAAUAAUAAUAAUAAUAAUAAUAAUAAUAAUAAUAAUAAUAAUAAUAAUAAUAAUAAUAAUAAUAAUAAUAAUAAUAAUAAUAAUAAUAAUAAUAAUAAUAAUAAUAAUAAUAAUAAUAAUAUAAUUAUUUUAAUUAAAAGAAUUUACCCAUCGAAAAUUAAACUUAAUCAAUAGAUUUUAUUAGAUUAUAAACCAUUACUGAAGAAUAAUUAAGUUCAAAAAGAGAGAAAUCCAAAAUGGAAUAAUCUAACAAAAUCAAUACAACUCCUAUUCAUUAAAAUUACUUAAAUCUAAAUAAAGUUAAAAUUGUUGAUAAUUCAUCUUAAAAUAUCACAGCUCCACUAUCUGAAUAAACAAAGCGCUUUACUAAUAGAUUAGGUUAAUCUUAAUUAUAAAUGUCUAACUUAAAUGAAGUUACAUAAAAAUAAAUUUCUAUACCAUCUCCAUAUAUGCCAUUAUUUUUCAAUAAUUAACCAUCAAAUCCAUAGACUUAAAAGAGUUAACAACCUUAAGUUUUUAGAUUUAAGGAACAAAAUUCAUUAUCUGAAUAAAUACAAAAACAUAAAAAGUCUAAAUCUUUUGAUUCAACUUUAAAUAAAGAUAUAUAAUAAAGGCAAUUAUUUUGUAAUGUAUCAACUAAUAAUGGAUAAACUUAUUAUAAUUCAAAGGAUUCCUAAUAUCUCUCAAAUAAAUCAAAUCAUUUAGUUCCAAUAGAAUAAGAAAUACUCAGAAUUACUAAACCAUUAUAAAAAGGUGUAUUGAUUUUUAAAAGAUUUACAUCCACUAAACCAAAUUUAACUAAGAUGGAAUUUGAUCCAUUUACUUGUUAAAAUCCAAAUGUUUGUGGAUAUUGUCCUAGAAUGAUGACAUUAUCAUAAAACUUGGAUAAGAUUGAAUUUAAAAAUUAAAUGAGAAUUAAUGUAUUAUUUUUUAUAUUAUUUAGCAAGUUGAUUCAUUGUUGUAAUUAGAUUAAAUAAUGAGAGUAAUAAUUCCAAAGACAAUUUAAUAGAGUAUUUUAAUAAAGAAAUAAAUAUAAAAAAAAUUUAUUUUAAGUCAAGAAGAAAGGAUUGUUUGUGGAAUUUUAUAUUGGCCUAUGUCAAUCAUUACUUAAAAUGAUGGUAGGAUUGAAUUAUUGUUUGAUAAUGAGGAGAUAUUAGAAUAAUGGUAAACUAGUCUUAUUUUUCUCAAAGAUAACAUUAAAACACUUUAAAUCAUCAAUAAAAAAUUAAAAAAAUAAAUGUGA